Molecule: messenger RNA, 4447 nt
Organism: Centropristis striata (black sea bass)
Lineage: Eukaryota; Metazoa; Chordata; Actinopteri; Perciformes; Serranidae
Gene: slc8a3
Product: solute carrier family 8 member 3
Exons: 7
Coding region: 843-3602 (919 amino acids)
Biological process (GO): sodium ion transmembrane transport; cell communication; calcium ion import across plasma membrane
Cellular component (GO): sarcolemma; axon; postsynapse
Molecular function (GO): calcium:sodium antiporter activity
Source: RefSeq, a predicted model, not a curated record
UAGGCCGAAUAUUAAUAAUUAUUAUCCGAGGGAUGACAAUUUCUAGAUAGAUCUCCAGCAAAGCUCCAGAAACUGAGUCAGCGCAGAGGAGGAGACGCACCGUGGUCAUUCCGAUGGUGCGCAAAGUCCAGCUGACAGGCUUUGGUAACUUGACUGCACAGCGGAGAGCUUUUCUAAUGUAAGACAGUGUUUAAUAUUAAUUUCAGCGUGCCGAUUCGGUAGAGAAGAGAAGCCGGGGGAAGAGAGGAGCGACAUCAUAGAUUUCCUGCAGCGGAGAGAGAGAGAGGGGGAGGAGGAGAGCGCUGAUUCACGGCUUGCAGGAGGAGGGAGAGCCGUGCGGACGCUCUCACAAGAUCCAUCUCUAAUCUUAAAAUACCGACCCCCCUCCCUCCACACCUCCUCCUCCACCUCCUCCCUCGUCAUUGACAGCUCUGCGACCCGGUCAAUCCGUCAGACAGGGAGGAUCUGGGGAGGAGGGCGCCAAGGCAAGGAGAGGACGAAAGGCGAUCACCUCUGGCCGGUUUUUGAUCCAAUCGCCAAUACAGCGAGCAGGCUGGGGGACCUGCCUCUCCGUACAUGAGGACGACACAGUGGCUGGGCUUUUUUGCUCCGAGGAGCACGUUUGACUCAAGAGAUCCAAACAGCGAGAUUAUACCGAGACUGUUGAGAGGGUGAUCCGAACCAAACAAUAAUAAAGGGGGCGGACUGGAGCUAUUUCGCAGUUUCUACAUAAACUCCCCGGAAUACAAAUCCAGGUGGUGGGUGGAGAAAUAGCACAGCCCAGUGCUGGAUCCCAGGGGGACUGUCAGUGUGGUAAGGACCCUUGAGACGAAGGAGGGUGCAUGGAGGGUUCAAGGCCUGUAAAGCCAGGGUCGUCAGCCUGCCUCUGGUUGGGGCUGGUCUCUGUGGCUGUAGCCUUCCUCUCUACAGAGGCCCGGACCACUCCGAGCCCUCUCGUAACCCCCAGUAAUGCAACCUGUGGGGGAAACUCCAAGUGUAAUCCUGGGAUCAUCCUGCCCAUCUGGUAUCCCGAGGAUCCCUCAAUGGGGGACAAGAUCGCACGUGUCAUUGUGUAUUUCGUGGCCAUGAUCUACAUGUUUCUCGGAGUGUCCAUCAUUGCUGACCGAUUCAUGGCAGCCAUUGAGGUCAUCACCUCCCAGGAGAGGGAACUUGUCAUCAAGAGGCCCAAUGGGGAAACGACCACCACCACGAUCCGGGUGUGGAAUGAAACGGUCUCGAACCUCACUCUCAUGGCCUUGGGCUCGUCCGCCCCUGAGAUUAUGCUCACUGUUAUUGAGAUCUGUGGACAUGGGUUUAAAUCUGGUGAGCUGGGGCCCAGCACAAUUGUCGGCAGUGCAGCCUUCAAUAUGUUUGUCAUCAUUGGCCUCUGUGUGUCUGUCAUUCCCCAAGGAGAGGUACGCAAGGUCAAACACCUCAGAGUGUUCUUUGUCACUGCAGGCUGGAGCAUCUUUGCUUACAUCUGGCUCUACAUGAUUCUGGCGGUGUUUUCCCCAAACGAAGUCCAGGUCUGGGAGGGUCUCCUCACACUGGCCUUCUUCCCCAUAUGCGUACUCCUUGCGUGGGUUGCAGACAGAAGACUGCUCUUCUACAAGUUCAUGCACAAGAAGUAUCGCACUGACAAACACAGGGGUGUCAUCAUUGAGUCGGAGGCCGAGCGCGCCAAGGGGAUUGAGAUGGACGGCAAGAUGGUCAACUCUCACUUCAUGGACGGAGGCGCAGCAAGCAAUCUUAUCGGUCUGAUCGAGAGCAAAGAGGUAGACGAGUCCAGGCGCGACAUGAUCCGCAUCCUGAAAGAUCUGAAGCAGAAGCACCCCGAGAAGGAGUUGGAUCAGCUGGUCGAGAUGGCCAACUACUACGCUCUCUCGCACCAACAAAAGAGCCGUGCCUUCUACCGCAUCCAAGCCACACGCAUGAUGACAGGCGCCGGAAAUAUCCUGAAGAAACACGUGGCAGAGCAGGCGAAGAAGAGCGUCAGUAUUCAAGAGGUGCACGUGGAGGAGCCAGAGGAGUAUGUGUCUCGAAUCAUCUUUGAGCCAGCCGUCUACCAGUGCCUCGAGAACUGUGGCGCCGCCAUUCUGACCAUCACCAGAAAGGGCGGCGACAUAAACAAGACGAUCUACGUGGAUUAUAAGACGGAGGAUGGCUCUGCCAACGCCGGCGCCGACUAUGAGUUCUCAGAGGGUACAGUAGUGUUCAAACCAGGCGAGAUGAUCAAGGAAAUAAACAUUGGCAUCAUAGACGACGACAUCUUUGAAGAGGACGAGCACUUUUUUGUGCGGCUCAACAAUCUGCGCGUCCUGGAGACGGAGGACGAGGUGCUGUCCCCCAACAGUCUGCCGUACCCGAAGGCUAUGCUCGGCAUCCCCGCCGUGGCCACUGUGACCAUUCUGGACGACGAUCAUUCGGGCAUCUUCACCUUCGAGAGCAGCUCAGUGCAUGUCAGCGAGAGCAUGGGUAUUAUGGAAGUGAAAGUGAUAAGGACUUCUGGAGCAAGGGGGACGGUCAUUGUGCCUUAUCGCACCGUGGAGGGCCUUGCCAAAGGAGGAGGGGAGGACUUUGAAGACACCUACGGAGAGCUCGAGUUCAAGAACGACGAGACCUGCAAACUCAUUCACGUGAAAAUUAUUGACGAUGAGGAGUAUGAGAAAAACAAGAACUUCUUCCUGGAGCUGGCCGAGCCUCGCAUGGUAGACAUGAGUCUGCAGAAAGAUGUACCAGACAGGAAGAUGACAUCAGACGAGGAGGAAGCCAGGCGGAUCGCAGAGAUGGGAAAACCGGUGCUGGGGGAACACUCCAAGCUGGAAGUCAUUAUUGAAGAAUCAUACGAGUUUAAGAGCACAGUGGACAAGCUGAUCAAGAAGACCAACCUGGCUCUGGUGGUGGGAACCAACUCCUGGAGAGACCAGUUCAUGGAGGCCAUUACAGUCAGUGCAGAUGAGGAUGAAGAGGACACAGGGGAAGAGCGGCUGCCGUCCUGUUUCGACUACGUCAUGCACUUCCUCACCGUCUUCUGGAAGGUGCUGUUUGCCUGCGUUCCUCCCACGGACUACAUGAACGGCUGGGCCUGUUUCUUCACCUCCAUCAUCAUCAUCGGCCUGCUCACGGCCGUCAUCGGCGACCUGGCGUCUCACUUCGGCUGCACCAUCGGCCUCAAGGACUCGGUCACUGCUGUGGUGUUUGUGGCACUCGGUACAUCUGUCCCAGACACCUUUGCCAGUAAGGUCUCAGCAGUCCAGGACACCUAUGCGGACGCCUCUAUCGGGAAUGUGACCGGCAGCAACGCCGUCAACGUCUUCCUGGGGAUCGGCCUGGCCUGGUCGGUGGCCGCCAUCUACUGGCACACGAAAGGGAAGCCGUUUGUGGUGGAAGCCGGCUCGCUUGCCUUCUCUGUCACUCUCUUCACCAUCUUCGCCUUCCUGGCCAUCUCGGUGCUGCUUUACCGGCGCCGGGCCCACAUCGGAGGAGAACUGGGCGGGCCCCGGGGACACAGACUGGCCACGUCAGCCUUCCUUUUCGGCCUCUGGUUCCUUUACAUCCUCUUCUCCAGUCUGGAGGCCUACUGUCAUAUAGAGGGCUUCUAAACAGGAAAGACUUGAGAGAAUACAAACAUACAGGGGUUUCAAGUACAACUUCAGAGGUAAAAGGGUGAAAUCUCACUGUGGAAUUUGGGUCAGUCUUGUAUGGUAUGAAAGGUUUGGAGAGGUAGACCCAGGGUUUUCCCAGACACCUCCCUCCCUCUCUCUCUCUCUCUCUCUAUCUCUCUCUCUCUCUCUCUUUCUCUCUCUCUCUCUCUCUCCCUCAACCCCUUCUGUAAGGAUGCUUUGAGGUGAGUAUCCUGCCCUCUAGUGCCGUCAGGCCUGUUCGUCCCGGCUGCAGGAGAGCCGUCCUGAGCCUGCACGAGUGUGCUUACAGUUGGGAUUGGGUUACCACCAAGUCCAGAAGAUGCCGGGGUGGUCCUGCAUUCCACUGGAGGAGACUGAAGUCUUAUAUCCGGAGAGAGUUGAGUUAAUCAGAGGUCUAUAUUUUUCUCAACAUCUGACGAGAACGACUUUUUUUAAAAAGUAUUUUGGGGAUAAAAUGCAAAAAAUAUAUAAAACAAUAAAAAAAAACACACACACACACACACACACAAAAAGAGGAAUAAAAGAACUAUUUUCUGAUCUACGUUAUAAGGAAUAGCAAAAGAUAUUAUUGUAAAUGGGAAUAUGUUGUUGAGUGACAGUGGAAUUGAUUCAUAGUAUUUAUUUUUAUUUGCAUAGUUUCCUAAGGAGCACUGCAGAGUUCUCAGAAAUCACACAAAGAAGAAGAAGAGGAGCGACAGUGACAGUUCAUACUGGCAGACAAAUCACCAUUCAAACCGGCGAGGAGGAAGAGGUGGACACAGUGAACAUGGUCAAACUGCCCUGAACAUUACUUCCGUACUCUA